AUGUCCACAUUCACUCCCGCUCCCCCUGGCUAUCCCGGUGCGAACACCAACAUCCCGCAUACAUCUAAUGCACCUCCACAGCAGCAAGGUUAUCCACCUCAGCAAAACUACAACCCCUACGGCGCACCACCCCAGGACGCGUAUGGUGCACCGCCUCAGGGCCAGUAUGAGGCCUCGCCAGGGUCAUAUGGGGCUCCGCCAGGACCGUAUGGUGCCCCACCCCCUGGACAAUAUGGACAGUAUUGUGCCCCCUCUCCCCAGGGUCAAUAUGGAUACCCGCCCCAGCAGGGACAGGGAUAUCCACCGGCUAGUAACCCCGCGUACGAGGAUGCGUCGGCACCCGAGGCAGAAGACGUUCCACAGCAGCCACCGACUAGUCAUCCUGAGUAUGGGGAAGCAUCAGCGCCCGUGUCAGAAGAUGGGCCAAAGCACCCGCGAGCGCCUGAAGGGGAGUAUGGGCACACUUUGCCCGAAGGAACUGUACCUACCGCUCCCGUCGAUGACGCGGCAGGUCACGCUGAGGUGCCGGUGAGUGAGCUCAACGAAGCGGUUGAGCAGCUCAGUCUUGGUGACGAAAAGGCUGAGAAAAAGGAGAAGCACGCAGAGGAGGAGGCUGUGCAAAAGCCCAAGUUUUGCCAAGAAUGUGGUCACAAGUUAGCUGGUGCCAAAUUCUGCGGCGAGUGCGGUCAUAAGGCCUGAUGAAAAGCUGGAUAUGACUUACAUCUGUAUCAAUGAUCCUGACGUUAUAAACCGUCUCAGAGUCGGUGUUGAGCCGAUUUUAUUUUGAUGCUGGGAACUGCAAACGCCCUUAGCACGCAUUUUCGAAUACCUGAUAGAGCUGGUAUGCGUUUUCCGUCUGAAUUCCAUAGCGCUUAUGAAUAUGAAAAUAAAAUAAUUUGGUUUUGAUAGUGCGUAAGAGCACGGAA
This is a messenger RNA of Sphaeroforma arctica JP610, 926 nucleotides long. RefSeq lists its product as hypothetical. The record is from RefSeq and is a predicted model, not a curated record. Lineage: Eukaryota; Ichthyosporea; Ichthyophonida. Bases 1 to 699 code for a protein of 232 amino acids. The transcript has 2 exons.